Messenger RNA from Cryptosporidium muris RN66, 2298 nucleotides. RefSeq lists its product as uncharacterized. The record is from RefSeq and is a predicted model, not a curated record. NCBI's taxonomy places the organism in Eukaryota, Apicomplexa, Conoidasida, Eucoccidiorida, Cryptosporidiidae. The transcript has a single exon. Bases 1 to 2298 code for a protein of 765 amino acids.
AUGGUAGAAUAUAUGGAUAAACUCAAAUUACAAAGUAAGUUUCCUAAAGUAACCUCAUUUAAUCUUUAUUCAAAUACAGAUACAUUAAUACACAAUGAGAAUUGGAACUCCAUAAAUUUAACAGAAGUAGGGUACUAUUAUUGGGAUAGUGAAUUUAAUAAUUCUGGUAGAACUAUAGGAAGUAAUAUUGGUGUCCCAUUAACUCCAAUGGUAUACUCUGGAUCUUUGCAAUCAAUAAAGGCUGAAACAAUAAAUCAUCAGCCAAUAACUCCAAGUACAGAAUUUAUAUCCUCUUCAGUUGAUACAAGUCCAAGUUCUACACAUUAUGAUGAACCAUUUUUCGCAAAUUCUCUAUCUUCACUUAAAGUUCCCUUUCCAUCCUUAAAACAGGACUUGACUACUUGUAUUAGUAAUGAUUCUAGAAAUACUUCAGAAUUAGUUAAUCCAUUAGCCAGUAAUUGGAAUCCCAAUGAAUAUUUGUUGGUGAGUGAUUCUAAUAGAGAAUACAAGUCAGAUAAUCAUUCUGGAUUAAAUAUUGCAAGUGACUCUUCAUCUGGAUUAUCAAAUAAAGGGCAUUACAGUUAUUGUGAUACGGUUUAUACUCCUGAAUCUGGAAGUCAGAUAGUUAAUUGCGAUCAAUCUAUUUGUCCUGAUAGAUAUUCAGUAAUUCAAUCGUGUAUACCUCAAGACGUAAAUUUGGAAAGUGGAAAUUUUUACUCUUCAUCUAAAGUUUACUCAAAUUCAUAUAUGAAGAGUUGUACCUCAUAUGGAAAAUAUAUAUACUCUAAUGUACAAAAUUUUGCUUUUUAUAAAGUGGAUAAUGUUUCUCAUUGUAUUAAGAAACGGAAUAAAAAGUUAAAUCCAAAUGAAAGAAACUUUUACAUAGUAGAUUUCAUCUCUGAACUAUCCAGUAAUAUACAAUCACUAUAUUUAUCUGAACUAAAAAAAUCCCCAGAAAUGAUAUUUAUAUUAAAAGAAUAUUCUCUAGGAUCUCUUGCAAUGAGGAGAUCAGGAAGUUCAUGUCCAGCAGUUAUAAAGUGCUUCUUUCACAGUUAUAGAGAUGGAAUUUCUAGAUUACAAUGUAAAACAAGAAGGCAUGAGGGUAGACAUUUUUUAUUUAUAAUAAAUGAAACAAAACUUUCAAGACCAUGGGUUUUAUGCCCUAACAUUAAAUGCAUAAAGAGAUCAAAAAGUUCUGGAAAACUAAGGGGUAGAGUUAAAAUUUAUGAAUACUGUGUUGAAACGGAUUCAAUAGUUCUAUCACCAACUUUUCUUAAGUGUGCAAAUGGUUUCUUAACAGAAGAUUAUUAUUUGUGUGCAACUCUAUGUCCACAGCAGAAGUAUGCAGAUCAUGAAUCUAACUUCUGGGGCGAGGAUUCAGUAUCGGGAUUUGGCGGUAAUAAAAUUCAACAGAAUCUUGCAUGUGAUGCAGGGAAUGGAAGUGGCGGUUUAGUACUGUCAGAUUAUAUUUUAUUUUGUAACUCCAAACAUCAGUUUGUUGCAACAUUUAAAAAGUCUCAAUGUAUUAUUAAUAGUAAUGUCAAUUAUAAGGAGCAAGGUAAUUUGAAUAUUGGGACUGAUAAUAUAUCUUAUGGAAUGUAUGGCAGCCAUGUUGAACAAGCUCUUGUGAGAGUUAUGGAACAAGUCUUGAGAACAUUGGAGCAAAAAAGUGAGAAUAUAAUUUGUGAUACACAAAUUAAUGAAAAUAAUUCAUAUAGUAGUAACUUUAUUGAAACAUCAUUAGAUAAUAGCUAUGUACGGAAUUGUUGCAAAGUAGAUUAUUCAAAUUUAUAUACUACAAAUGAUAGUAUAACAAUGCAGAAUACGAAUAAUCAAUAUCAAGUAAAAGAUGUAAAUAGUGAUUGUAUGGAUAUAAGUUAUAUAGAUAAAGCAGAAAACUGUUCACUUCAUUACAUAAAUGAUGAUUUAAAUUCCAUUGUAAAUGAUGCCAGCUACCAUUAUAGUGUUAAUUUUGACCCACAAGAUGCUUUAGUAGUUGAAUCUUCGACUAAUUGGGUUCUAGAUAUAUUACUUAACAAAUGUUCAAAAACAAUAAAUAGUUCAAAUGUUGAGAAGAUAAUUUGUGAUCAAGAACAGGAAAAACAACAAAACCAAAACCAUUAUCAAGAAUUAGUUGUAAAACAAUGCAAUAGUUUAGCUAUGAUUCCCAAUUGUGAGGCUCAUAAAAUUAUGGAUGGAAUUUAUUCUAAUCAUUCUAUCUUUGAAAUAGGACAUGAACGACAACAAAUUGAUGGGAAUAUUGUAGUGCCAAUUUCUCCAAAUUAUGAUAUACACUAG